This is a messenger RNA of Octodon degus (degu), 7277 nucleotides long. RefSeq names its product ring finger protein, LIM domain interacting (gene Rlim). Gene Ontology annotation, cellular component: nucleoplasm; cytoplasm. Gene Ontology annotation, molecular function: ubiquitin protein ligase activity. The transcript is spliced from 5 exons. The coding region runs from base 344 to 2185 and encodes 613 amino acids. The record is from RefSeq and is a predicted model, not a curated record. Gene Ontology annotation, biological process: protein ubiquitination; ubiquitin-dependent protein catabolic process; random inactivation of X chromosome. NCBI's taxonomy places the organism in Eukaryota, Metazoa, Chordata, Mammalia, Rodentia, Octodontidae.
CGGGAGGCUGGGAACGGGCUCCAGCGCCGGGACGCGGCGCCAUCACUUCCUGUUGUGGGCCGUCGUUUCCGGCCGCUGCUUGGUAACAAUGGGGAAGGUAAUGGCUGCCUGAGCGGCGUCGGGGUGCAGACCUGGGGCAGAGGCGGGUCUCAGCGGCCAGUCCUCGGCGGGAGCUCGCGAGCGCGGCCAGCGAGGCGCGGACGAGCCGCGGCCGGAUCGCCGAAGCGGCCGAGCCGGAUCCUGCCCCGACGCUGAAGCAGAGUGUGAAGAAAACUAAAAUCCAGUUUAUUGUAUUUCAAUACUAUGUCAUAACAGUCAGAUAAUUUUCCACUUGUUCAUCAAGAUGGAAAACUCAGAUUCUAAUGAUAAAGGAAGUGGUGAUCAGUCUGCAGCACAGCGCAGAAGUCAGAUGGACCGACUGGAUCGAGAAGAAGCCUUCUAUCAAUUUGUAAAUAACUUGAGUGAAGAAGAUUAUAGACUUAUGAGAGAUAACAAUUUGCUAGGCACCCCAGGAGAAAGUACUGAGGAAGAGUUGCUGAGAAGACUACAACAAAUUAAAGAGGGUCCACCACCACAAAACUCAGAUGAAAAUAGAGCAGGUGGAGACUCUUCAGAUGAUGUGUCUAAUGGUGACUCUAUAAUAGACUGGCUUAAUUCGGUCAGACAAACUGGAAAUACGACAAGAAGUGGACAAAGAGGAAACCAGUCUUGGAGAGCCGUGAGCCGGACUAAUCCAAACAGUGGUGAUUUCAGAUUCAGUUUAGAGAUAAAUGUUAACCGAAACAAUGGAAGCCAAAAUCCAGAGAAUGAAAAUGAGCCAUCUUCAAGACGUUCUAGUGGAGAAAUUACAGAAAACAAUAACCAAAGGCAAGUGGAAAAUCCACGAUCAGAAUCGACAUCUGCAAGAUCCUCUAGGUCAGAACGAAAUUCAACUGAAACAGUAACAACAGAAGUCCCACCUACUAGAGGUCAGAGGAGAGCAAGAAGUAGGAGUCCAGACCAUCGGAGAACCAGAGCCAGAGCUGAAAGAAGCAGGUCACCUUUGCAUCCAAUGAGUGAAGUUCCACGAAGAUCUCAUCAUAAUAUCUCAUCUCAAACUUUUGAGCACCCUUUAGUAAAUGAGACUGAGGGAAGUUCUAGAACCCGGCACCAUGUGACAUUGAGACAACAAAUAACUGGGCCUGAGCUGUUAAGUAGAGGUCUUUUUGCAGCUUCUGGAACAAGAAAUACUUCUCAAGGAGCAAGCUCUUCAGAUGCAGCCAGCAGUGGUGAAUCUACAGGAUCAGGCCAGCGACCUCCAACCAUAGUCCUUGAUCUUCAAGUCCGAAGAGUUCGUCCUGGAGAAUAUCGACAGAGAGAUAGCAUAGCUAGCAGAACUCGCUCGAGGUCUCAGACGCCAAAUAACACUGUUACUUAUGAAAGUGAACGAGGAGGUUUUAGACGUACAUUUUCACGUUCUGAGCGGGCAGGUGUGAGAACCUAUGUCAGUACCAUCAGGAUUCCUAUUCGUAGAAUCUUAAAUACUGGUUUAAGUGAGACUACAUCUGUUGCAAUUCAAACCAUGUUAAGGCAGAUAAUGACAGGUUUUGGUGAAUUAAGUUACUUUAUGUACAGUGACAGUGAUUCAGAACCUAGUGGCUCAGUCCCAAGUGGAAAUAUGGAAAGGGUAGAGUCGCGGAAUGGAAGAGGGAGUUCUGGUGGUGGUAGCAGUCCUGGUUCCAGUUUGGGUUCCAGUUUGGGUUCCAGUCCUAGUUCCAGUUCUAGUGGUGAAAGUUCAGAAAUUAGCUCAGAGCUGUUUGAAGGCAGUAAUGAAGGAAGCUCAGCAUUAGGUGCCAGGAGAGAGGGUCGACAUAGAGCCCCAGUCACAUUUGAUGAAAGUGGCUCUUUACCAUUCCUUAGUCUGGCUCAGUUUUUCCUCUUAAAUGAGGAUGAUGAUGACCAACCCAGAGGACUCACCAAAGAACAGAUUGACAACUUGGCAAUGAGAAGUUUUGGUGAAAACGAUGCAUUAAAAACCUGUAGUGUUUGCAUUACAGAAUACACAGAAGGCAACAAACUUCGUAAACUACCUUGCUCCCAUGAGUACCAUGUCCACUGCAUUGAUCGCUGGUUAUCUGAGAAUUCUACCUGUCCCAUUUGUCGCAGAGCAGUCUUAGCUUCUGGUAACAGAGAAAGUGUUGUGUAAUUACCAUCUGAACUCUCAGCUCUUAGCUGUGUAGUGAUGGGCAAACAGGAAUCACUUGCUCUAUGUCCACUUUUUGAGUGGUGCUUAAAUGUAAUGUAACAACCUGAAUUGAGUCAUUUUUUCUGAAAGAAACGUCCUUUUCUCUAAUUUCUGUUUCAGAAUAAGGAAAUAUUUUAAAACAUUUUAGGACCUAAAAAUGAAUUGGUAGCCUCUCUGUUACCGAUACUUGAUUAUGUAUACUUGUAAGUUUCUCUUUUGUUACCUUAAAAAUCUGCCUUAGCAAUGGCUCCUGUCUGUUUCAUGUUGAUCUUUGAAGUUUCCCAUGCCAUAGGAGAAAGGAGUUACGGAAAUUCCCACUUAAGACUAAGUUAUAAUGUGUGUUUCAUAAGUGAUUACUUAAAAGUAUGCCAUUCCCAGCUAUUAGUUAACCAAGAUUCAGCCACAUUCUGAAUGUUUAUUCACCUCAGACUUGGUGAUACUGGACAUGUCAGUGUAAAUAACACUAAAGAUAGAAUCUUCUAAGUGUAUGACUGUCUCCUAAGCCCAUUACUGUGGCAUACUAUAGAGUGAGCUUAUAGUUUGAGAUAUUUAUCUUGUGGAAAUAUUAAAAAGCCUAUGCUUGUGUAAGUGAAAAAAAUUCACAUUCAUUUGUUUAAAGAUGUAAAGCUAUUUUGUAGAGGUGCAGUACUUUUCCAAUGCACUGUUGUAUUAAUGCAUUAAAAAUUGUAAAGUACCAUGCUUAGAAAUGAGAAAACUGCUUUUUGUGACUCAACAUAGUAAAGAACACACCAAACAAAGUAUAAAAUGUGUAGAUGUCAAGAGCAGAACAUAUCUAUAAUAUUAUAUGUGAACAGCUACUGUGACAUUAAAAGGACCAUACAGAAUCAAACUGAUAUACAAAUGUAAAUGUGUGUUUUAACUUGGAUUUAUGCAGGUAGUGAAAGAUGUGAGUACAGAAAACUAAUCUGAAGAGUUUUUGUGAUGACAGUAAUGAAGACAUUAACUGGUUUCAUAUGCUGAGAGCAACAGCAGCAGCUUGACUUGGUAUUUACUUGAAUAGAGGAAGCAGUUGAGCAAAUGUGGCAGAGCUGUCUUUGAUUUAAGGAAAAUAAACCAUUGCCACUUAGCACAAGUUAAAUUGAUGUUUUUACAAGUGUGCUUCUCAAAUUAAACAAAUUGUGGAAAGACUAAACCACUUUUAGUGGAAGAAUUGCAGUGGUACAGAUGAGUGCUGAUAGGAAAGUCUCAGAUGUGCCUGGUUUUGAACUUUGUCAGGUAACGUACUAGUUCAUACUUGUUAAGAUUUCAUUACUUUCUCUAAUGCAGAUUAACAUGUCACAUUUAAAUACCUUUUUAAGAAUUAAGGUUUUUUUUUAAAAAAACCUUUAAAGUAAAUCAUAUUGAGUUAUUUUAAAUUCACAUUUUAGUUGCGCUGCCUAUAUUUGAACAUGAGGCUGCUGACUUGCUGUCUAUGGACAUGCACUUUAUGUUGUUUGGUAGUAAGAAUAGAUUUGUGAUAACCCCAGCAACUCUUGACCAAGUUCUCUUGAGACAGUUGGGGUCAGGAUUAUUCUGGCUGUAGAGCAGAUGGUUUUUCUGGGGAAAGCUAAUGGGCCAGAAGAAUUGAAUGCAUCCUUUGGCCUUAACACCACCACUAAAAAAAUGAGCUAAUUACCCAGGUAAAAUUAAAUACAAGAUAAAUUAGUGUGCUUUCAGAAUUACCUGGCUACUUUCACUGUUAUCAUCUUAGGUGCAAAGUUUAUUUCAAAAUUUUCUUCUGGCUUUCAGUCCUACUAAGUAUCAAGGAAAUUGUAAUUACAGUAGCUGUUUGCUAAGGAUAUGUACUGCUCUUGCAGGGAAAUAGUAUCCAAACAAAGCUUCACUUAUUUUUUUUAAUGUAAGCAGAUCGCACUGUGGCGCUUAUGUGAUACCUUUUAUUUUUAAAAAACUGUCCAUGUUAAAAAUCAGGAUUCCUUUAUAUUUGUGAGCCUCCUUGUCUACUUUCCUAAGGGUGUAAUCUGGUUUUCAGAUCUACAGGGUAGUCUUGAUUGGCUAAAAAAAAAAAAAUUCCAUUUUUCCUCUUGGAAUAAAAUGUACCCUUGCUAUAGGGAAUUCAUUUUGAUAGUUUAAAACCAGCAGCAGCACAUUCUAAGUAUAAAAUUACUGACAACAGGUACCUCCCUAGCCUCCCAAGAUGUAUUACUCACUUGUUAAGUAUUAAAAGGUAACUCAAGCAGAAUGCUGUUUAUGAAUGUAGGUGUUGAACUACUCAUAAACACUGGAAAUAGAACUUUCAUGUUUUUAGUUUUAGACUGCACGUACUGAACCUGUGCAUGUGGACACCUUUUUUCAAUAGGACUCAUCCAUUGGCUGUAGAAAGAUUGCAAGUGUUUUUAGUGGAAUUUGCUACUUUUCAUUUUGCAGUCUGUGCCUAACAUACUUACUGCUUUUUUGGACAUUGAAGACAAAGUUCUUUGUAGGUGUCAGAAAUGCAGUGGCGAACACAAAUUGUUGUUUCCCACAAGCAUCCAAGCACCUGUUCUUGGGAGAGCAUUUUCUUUCUUGCAAAAGACUACACUUCAUGUUGUGUAUUUGUAUUUUUUCUUUAUUACAGAAAAGUUUUGUCUUUAAGAUCUUCUUUGAACUUCAUGCAGUAAUAGGAAUAAGUAAAUAUUGAGAGAUUACAUUCUUCAAAGCAUAGGGAAAAGUACUGCAACCUGCAUUUCCUUGAAUAUUUCAGGUGUUAAAUAUUAAAAUUCACUUGCUAGUAUGAAAUACUUGCAAUAUUUUGUUUUUUAACUCCAUGUAGCCAGAGGUUGAGAUUAUUACUACUAGAAGGCAAAAAACAGUUUAGGUUGAAACUUUGCAGACUGUAGCAACACUAGAAAAGAACCAUGUUAAUUUGGAAUAUUUUCUCUCAAAAGAACACAUUAGUUAUACCUCAGUCAUGUUACUGGAGAUGGGGAUUGAGAAAACUUCGUAUUAGUGUUGGAAUGUCGGUGAUAAUUGUAUAGAUCAUAAGAAAACAUUUAGUGCCUGGAGAUACACAAAGUCUUUUUAAGAACCUGAUUUUUGGAAUUCACCCAAUCUUUCAAGAUUAGGAAACUGGUUAGCUAUGAGUGUUACCUCAAGUAAUGUCUCUUCCUCUCCCUAGGAAAACAUCCUUUCCAUGCCAAGUAUUCUUACUGUAGUGUCUAUUUAUGAAAAGGUUAUUGCUUAAUGUGCUUCAUAUUUAACCACCUGCUUCCCAAAUAUCUACCAUAUGAAUAGGUCAUGCAGUAGCCAUGAUUUUCAGUCAGUUCCCUCUAAUACCCAUGGACUAGACAAAUGUUCAAAAAUGCUUCUUACAAGCCCAUUUUCACAGCUUGCAUUCUUAAUGGCACUUUGUGGUUUUUGACUUUUUUUUAAGAUGGGAGUAUUUUAGUCCACUCCCUUUUCUCCUUUGUUCUUUGUGAACAAAAAUAAUUAGUAAUCUGCCUUAUUUUUGAAAACGUUUUACUGGGUUUUCUGUCAAAUAAUUUUACCAAUAUUAAGUACAUAAUGCCAUCUUUGCAGGGCACUUUUGUUUUUUACAAGUCUUACGACUGUUUAUUGCUGUUUUGAGGUGUUCUGUACCUUAGUAAUCCAGAGAGUGACAAGGUACAUGUUAAUGGUACAUGUUUUUUUUCUUUAGUACAGUUCAAUACAUUUAAUAUUCAAUAACUUAUAAUUCUGCAACUAGAAAAUUGCUUUUGAAAUAUUAGACUCAAGAAUUGACAACCUUUGUUUGGAAAGUUAAAAAUGCAAAGUCUGAGGAAAUAAUACAUAACUUAUUUUUAAAUCACUUUUAAUAAGCAAAAAAGCUAUAUAAAUUCAGUACCAAACCCUUGAAAUUUUUUAGCACUCUGAAAUUAAGAAUCUUCAUCUUUAAUUGGAACAUUUCUAAAAUAUCUAGUACUCUGAACAUGUGCAUGUUCUUAAGUCUAAUUUAUAUCUAAGUGUCUGCAAAAUAGAAUAGAGGUGUGUCAGCGUGUUGGGAACUGUCAAUAAAAGAACAGGUUUAUCAGUUUUAUAAUUACUUUCACAUCUAUGUAAGUGUUUAAAUUCAAAUCUAAAAGAAAUAGGCCUACUAUCCAAAACUAAAAAUUACAGCAAGAUGUUUUUUAUUAGGAAUUAAAAUUCUGUGAGCUGCUUUAUAGUCACUUGAGUUGACUAUUUUAAAAGACAUUCAGUGAAAGUGAACCUGUUAUACCACUGUGCCUCAUUUCAGGAUUCCUCUAUCAGUUCAUCUUGCUGAUUUAUUCUAGUACGUAGGUUUGUGUGAACCAGUUGUCCAGCAUCCUUCUCUGUAGUGCCCUGUUAUUAAAAUUCUUUUAACUGGUUUGUACGUGUUUUAACUUUCCAUUGUUUGAAUUUUACCUCUUGGUAGCUUCAUUUGUUCCUGGUGCUGCUUUUAAAGAUAUAGAACCAUAUGAUCACAUAUUUAGUAGGUUUGCAGUUGGCCUGGCUAUAUAUCUGCCUCUUUUUGCCCAGGAAGAGCUGCUCUGGUAUAGGUGUUUACAUAGAUUCAUAUAAACAACUGGGCAUCAAACUUGGAAAGCUUUCUGAAACCUAUAAGAAGCUGAGAGGAUUUGGAGGGGGAACAGUAAGUAACAAAGGCUGCCUUUAUGUCUUUGAAAAUGAAGCACAUAAACCUAUGUUCUGUAAAGACUGAAGUGAUUGUUAAACCAGGGCUUCCUGACCUUUGGGAGAGACAAAGCAGAGGAGUACAAAGUGAAGCAAAUUUGGUUGGCUUGCUUUAUCUGAUAAUGUCAUUUUUUUUUCAAUUUAAACCUGAACAUAACACCCUUUCCCCAGUGUCUGUCUAGCAAACUCCUGGUUGGGAAGCCUUGUAUUAAAGUUUGAGAAUGUACCCAGUUUUCUCUUAUUUUUUUGUACAGUGCUUUACACCUGCUAAAAAAUUAACUUGUUUAAUGCAAAAUAAGACCUUGAAAGGUCAGUCAUUAAAGCUGGUUUGAUUAAUAGUUAUAUUUUAGGAAGAAGCUUUUUCCCUAUGUAAGAUGUCAUACUACAGAUUUAAAAUAUAGACUAUCAAUAAAAUGCAUGAAGUGAU